Ficedula albicollis (Collared flycatcher) is the source of this 1225-nucleotide messenger RNA. It is a transcript of the gene AP3S2, whose product is annotated as adaptor related protein complex 3 sigma 2 subunit. Gene Ontology annotation, biological process: Golgi to vacuole transport; intracellular protein transport. Bases 31 to 684 code for a protein of 217 amino acids. Lineage: Eukaryota; Metazoa; Chordata; Aves; Passeriformes; Muscicapidae. Gene Ontology annotation, cellular component: intracellular membrane-bounded organelle; AP-3 adaptor complex; membrane coat. The transcript is spliced from 5 exons. The record is from RefSeq and is a predicted model, not a curated record.
CCUGCCGGUGUCCCGGUCCCGUCCUUCAGGAUGCCCCGGGUCACCCGCGGGUGGCACCGGGACUGGGCUGUGACCCGGAGCCGCGGGGUCACGGCGCCCCUGGGGCAGCGGGGGACAGCGGGUGGGACAUCGUCCAUCCGUGGGUGCCCACCCGCCGUGUCCCCCCGGCAGGCAGAGGAGGUGCAGCAGCAGAUCAUCCGAGACACCUUCCACCUGGUGCUGAAGCGCGAUGACCACAUCUGCAAUUUCCUGGAGUGCGGCAGCCUGUUUGGCGGCUCGGAUUACAAGCUGAUUUACCGGCACUACGCCACGCUGUACUUCGUGUUCUGCGUGGACUCCUCGGAGAGUGAGCUGGGCAUCCUGGACCUCAUCCAGGUGUUUGUGGAGACGCUGGACAAGUGCUUUGAGAAUGUCUGUGAGCUGGACCUCAUCUUCCACAUGGACAAGGUCCACCACAUCCUGCAGGAGAUGGUGAUCGGCGGGAUGGUGCUGGAGACCAACAUGAACGAGAUCGUGGCGCAGGUGGAGGCCCAGGGCAAGCUGGAGAAGGCAGAGGGAGGCCUCUCAGCUGCUCCUUCCCGCGCUGUGUCGGCCGUGAAGAACAUCAACCUGCCCGAGAUCCCCCGCAACAUCAACAUCGGGGACAUCAACAUCAAAGUGCCCAACCUGUCACAGUUCAUGUGAGCUGGGGGCUGCCUGCUGGCAGAGCUGGGCUCCCUGGCUCGCAGGGGCACGCAGGGCCGGUGGUGGCCGAGGGCAGGGAGCAGUGGCAGGGCUCGGAGUGGGGCUGGGGGUCCCUCCCGCUGGAGCUGGGCUCAGUUCUGCUCUCUGCUCCCCCAGCAAGGAGGGUGCCCUUCCUUCCCCCGUCCCUGUGGGCGUGCAGCCUCUCCUUGCUGUGGGGAGGAGUUGGCUCCUGCCUCUCCUGGGAUUCCUGGGGUUCCCAGUGGUGAGAGUGUGCCAGUGGUGCUGGCUCUGCCACCCUCCCAGCCACAGCUGUCCCCUGCCCUGGCCCUGCUCUCUGUGAUGGGCCCCAGCUGGGUGGGGGUCACUCGAGGGAGCUGCUGUGUGCUCUGGGGACAGUGUGGGGCAAGGCUGGAGCGGGGCUGUGGCAGCAGGAGAGCUGAGUGACCUGGGGGACGGGCAGGGGUAGCUGGCAGGGUCAGGCCCUGUCCCUGGGGCUGCUGGAGUGUGUCCCUGUGUCCCAAUAAACUGCCCUUGAACCCGU